AAAAAAAAAAAAGGUGUGUGUGUGUGUGUGUGUGGUGUGUGUGUGCAUGUGUGUAUAUGUAUGUGUGAACUAGGAGGGUCAAGCGACCCUCGUUUUUUUUUUCUUUUGUCUUAUUAGAACAGACUUUGCCUCAACGGAUGAAGAAAAUGUUUCACCUGCUUGUUUUGUUUUGUUCGUUGCGUCUGAUUGGUGUGUUCAGCGAGUCGGUGUCAGUGAUGGAGGGCGAUUCUGUCACUUUACACACCGAUGUUACUGAAAUACAUGAAGAUGAUGAUAUAGUGUGGAAAGUCGGAGCUGAAAAGUCUCUCAUAGCUAAAAUGAGUCUAGCUGCUGGAAUCUUCUCUAUAUUUGAUGAUGUUCUUGACGGGAGAUUUAGAGACAGACUGAAGCUGGACAAUCAGACUGGAUCUCUGACCAUCACGAACAUCUCAACUAAUCACGCCGGCAUUUAUCAGCUAGAUAUUAGUGGAUUUAAACUGAGAUCAAAAACAUCCAGAGUUUCUGUCUUGGCUCGUCUGCCUGUUCCUGUCAUCAGCAGUAACUCUUCAAACUGUUCUUUGUCUUCAUCAUCUUGUUCAUUGUUGUGUUCGGCGGUGAACGUGGGUCAUGUGACUCUCUCCUGGUACAAAGGAAACAGUUUAUUGUCCAGCAUCAGUGUGUCUGAUCUCAGCAUCAGUCUCUCUCUACCUCUGGAGGUGGAAUAUCAGGAUAAAAACACCUACAGCUGUGUGAUCAACAACCCCAUCAGAAACCAGACCACACAUCUGAACAUCAGCAGACUCUGUCACACGUGUGAAGUUUUGUUUUCCCCAGAAGUACACAUCUUUUGCUGCGGUUUUACUGAAGCUGUGAUCCGAUUGGUCCUCUCUGCCCUGGUGGGCGUGGCUGCAGUAAUUAUUCUGGUUUAUGACAUCAGAUCCAGAAGAGGAGGAGACAAGAAGCAGAUAUCAUACAUAUUAUGAUACUUCCAGCUCUGUAAAGAUGAAAUAUGUACAAGGAUUUAAUUUCAAAUACAGUAAUCAACGAGAUAAUAAGAGCAAAUAAAUUGUAUAAAAUGUAAUUUUUGCAUUUUUAUAUAGAAUUUUAGAAGUAAACUCAAUUUGAGAAAAAGUAAUUUAAUGAGGCUUAACCAGUGGCUUUAAUUUUGAUUAUUGGCCAAUAAUGGAUGAAAAUGGUGCCUGUUCAAUGACAUUUCAAUAUCAAUCGUUUCAUAAUAUACUUUGGUUAAUCGUGUUAUUGUCAUCAUAGAAUCUUGUUUAUGGUUUAGCCUAUAGAGCAAUCUGUGAUGGUUUUCUGACCUCUAGAGGUACUACAGGAUAUAUGUGAACCAAUAGCAUGUGACUAAUAACAUGACAAAUAUAAUAAUGUAUGAUCUAAUAUCAAACGGGGAGUGUUAUAAUAAAGAUAGAAGAUCCUGUGAAUGUGUGGUUUAAUUGGCGGAACCUAAAGCUGCAUAUUCUUCAAUUAUUAAUGUUCAUAACAUCAGUAUGGAGUGACUACGAGUAUAGUAUGUAUUAGCCUG
Molecule: messenger RNA, 1522 nt
Organism: Puntigrus tetrazona (Sumatra barb)
Lineage: Eukaryota; Metazoa; Chordata; Actinopteri; Cypriniformes; Cyprinidae
Product: SLAM family member 5
Exons: 4
Coding region: 138-962 (274 amino acids)
Source: RefSeq, a predicted model, not a curated record